Sorghum bicolor (sorghum) is the source of this 1421-nucleotide messenger RNA. Its product is annotated as plastid division protein PDV1. Bases 287 to 1099 code for a protein of 270 amino acids. Gene Ontology annotation, biological process: chloroplast fission. The transcript is spliced from 2 exons. Lineage: Eukaryota; Viridiplantae; Streptophyta; Magnoliopsida; Poales; Poaceae. The record is from RefSeq and is a predicted model, not a curated record.
GCACUGGUUGCGGGCGCGCUUUCCUCGCCACUCUUCCUCCACCUCCCUCCAACUCCAACGAACACCCCCGCGAGCUCGACGAUUUCCCCGCCGCAACAAACCAAAACGAACCAACGAAAACGAAGCUCCCCACCCACCCGCCUCGGUGGUGCCGCCGCCAUCACAUAUCCCCCCCUCAUUUCCCCUUUCCCUCCGCUCCGCCUCCCCACUCCUCGCUCGGUCACUCCCCCACACCGAAUCCGCGCCGCGGCACCGGGCCCCCAGGACCGCGCCCGCGCCGGCGGCCAUGCGGUGGGACGCGGCGGAGGCGGAGGCGGCGCUCGAGCGGAUCUGGGACCUCCACGACCGCCUCAGUGACGCCAUCCUCGCCGCCUCCCGCGCGCACCUCCUCCUGCCCGCUCCCCCGCCCCCUCCCGUGCCGUCCGCGCCCUCCGCCAAAGGGCCGGCCUACCGCGUCGGCGGCGGCAGGAACGGCUGCGUCUUCGUCAAGGGCGGCGGCGGCGGAGGCGAGGCGCUGGCCGCCGCCGCGGAGGCCAUUGCCGAGGCCAGGAGCCUGCACGCCAUCCGCUCCGCGCUCGAGGACGUCGAGGACCACCUCGAGUUUUUACACACUGUUCAAUCACAACAGCGGGCGGAGCGAGAUGCUGCAAUUGCUAGACUGGAGCAAAGCCGUCUAGUACUUGCUAUGAGGUUAGCAGAACAUCAAGGAAAGAAGUAUAGGGUCAUCGAUGAGGCCUUGGCAUUUGUUGGUGAAGUGAGUGACAAGAGUCAAUUUAUCUCACCUGAAGAUGUUCGUGCUACCCAUAGCCAGUCAGAGGAUAACAGGGGCAAUGGUUCAAGGAUUAUGUCAAAUGUGUUAUCUUGCAGUUUGUCAUUAGCCAAGAAUUCAUUUCGAUUGGACAAGAUUGGCGGUGCUCUCGGUAACGCCGCAGUGUUUGCAGUAAGUAUGCUUGCUUUCUUGCAGCUGCAUCAAAUUACAUUUGGAAGUAAAGCACCAGCCAUGGAAUACAGGAAGAGAAUCGAGUACAAUUUCCAAUCAGGAAGCUCACAACCUACCGGGAAAGGAAAACUUCUGGAGGUUUACCUAGCUAGAGGCUGAAGAAUUAUUAGAUCAUGCUGUUUGGAUGUACAGAAAGUUUUGACCAAAGUUCAAUUUUGUGGGUUUUGUUAGGGCACUGAUCGUUCUUUAUGACGGACUGAACCCUGUUCCAUGCAACUAGGGAACUGGCUGUCCGAUUCUUUUGGAUGGAUUUGAAGGAUACCACGUAUUGUAUCUCAAACUGUAAAUGGCUUUAUGCUUAGAGAUGGAUUGUUUGUAAACCAUGUUCAAGCUAACUUGAACUGCCGUUUUCAUCCAGCCUCUACGUUCUUGCCAGUUUUGAUCAUAUUCAUUCUACAAAAAGACAGCUUCUUGUUGUGCU